Molecule: messenger RNA, 6152 nt
Organism: Mugil cephalus (flathead mullet)
Lineage: Eukaryota; Metazoa; Chordata; Actinopteri; Mugiliformes; Mugilidae
Gene: bod1l1
Product: biorientation of chromosomes in cell division 1-like 1
Exons: 30
Coding region: 124-5295 (1723 amino acids)
Source: RefSeq, a predicted model, not a curated record
ACCCGCUUCGAACUUCACAGAGCACAACAGAGGACUGGGGCGUUGUGUUUAGGCUGGUAUUUAUCUGAUGUAUUGUGAGAAUAAUUACUUUUAGUCGAUCACUUAAACUAACUACGCUGAGACAUGGCGGGUUUACCACCAGGAGACCCGCAGCUGGUCUCCAUGAUCGUCAGUCAUCUGAAAACACAGGGUCUGUUCGACCAGUUCAGGAGGGACUGCCUGGCAGACGUUGAUACGAAGCCAGCCUACUUAAACCUGAAGCAACGAGUGGACAACUUUGUCUCUAAUCAUCUGUCUAAUCACACAUGGAGCCCUCAUCUGAACAAGAACCAGUUGAGAAACAACAUCCGGCAGCUUGUCCUUCAAUCCGGCAUGCUGGAGCAGGGAGUGGACAGGAUUGUGGCCCAGGUGGUGGAUCCCAAAAUCAACCAUAUCUUUAGGCCACAGGUGGAGAGGGUGGUCCGUGAAUUUCUGUCACCUGGCAGCUGCUCUGAGGAGCCGCUGGCCCCUUUGCCUCCAGCAGAGACCAAACCAGACGCCAGCAUUCCUGAGCAGGCUUCAUCAUCAGCUCCGUCUACCGUUGCAUCCAGCAGCGCCAUGUCCAUCCUGGACACCAUAACCACACUAAACCAGGAGGCCAGUGUCAGGGCCAGUUCAGUAACCGAGAGAGGACGUAAAGGCCAAGCUUCGGAUGACCCCAUGCAGCAGAUGGAGGAGGGCGAGCUGGACAUGAGUCUUGAUGAAUGUGACAUACAGCUCGACGGGAAGGAUUAUGAAGAUGCAGAGGAAGCCAAGCUCGCAACAGGAGAGGAGGCGUUAGUGUUCAGGACCGAGGACCCGCAGGAACAAAUGGAUCUGGGGAAAGAGGAGUUAACAGAGGAGGUGAAAAUGGAAGAGGAGGAGUCAGAAACUCAGGGGAAAAUAGAGGAGGAGAAGGACAACCCUGUGAGCAAAAUUAUUGGAAAGCAAUCAGAAGAGAGGCAUGAGGAUGAUCAACUGAAAUCCACAAGCCAGGCCAAGCAGAAAGCCAGAGAGAGGAUAAAAGAAGAAUACUCUUUGGAGGACUCUGACCUGGACGGCCUGAGCGACAUCACAGUGAGCUCCGUCCACACCAGCGACCUGUCGUCAUUUGACGGGGAAAGUGAGGAUGAUGCUCUGGCCUCUGAUUCUUCUGAAGAAGGGGAGCUUCCGCCAGACGAUGAAGGCGAGUGGACAGAAAACAGACAGGAUGGUGGAGACACUGCAGAUGAAGACAGGGAGCGGAAACCACGCCGCAAGGCCUAUGUUCACAAACCCUUCCUCUACUCCCGUUACUAUAGCGACUCGGAUGAUGAGAUCACUGUGGAGGAACGUCGCAGAUCUGCGGCAAAGGACAAAGAGGAAAGGCUGCUCAAGAGACAACAGAACAGAGAGAGGAUGGAGGAGAAACGGAAACAGAAAGCAGUGCAGGCAGAAGAACAAGAGCACAAAAAACAAAAAAGUGGAGACUCUGGCGGGCAGGAUGGCCCCAGAGCCAAGGAGGCCCGCAAAGAGAGGAAAGUCCUGGAGAAGAAAAUGGCGCUCAGCAGGAGGAGGAAACUAGACUCAAGGAAAGAGGGAGAUUCUUCAAGCAAGAAGAAAGGAGACCCAGCAGACAUGCACAAGAAAGCUGAAGUGAAAACUGCCCCCUCAAAGACCACACAGCCUAAACUGAUCAGACACGUUUCUGAAUCAGCGUCUUCUGAUGAGAGGCACCGGAGAACGAGCGGCAGCGUCUCAGAAGAUUCCAGUGACACGAAGAAGCUGUGCGACAAAGGCCGGACACACUCCUUCAUCUUGGACUUGGAGCAAGGCUCCCAGGAGGCUCUCAAACAACGUUCAGUCGGGAAGUUUGACCGUUUAUCACGCAAGGAGCUUCACCCUAAAGAACGCAAAGACAAAGAGCGCAGCUUGUCCGAUGAACGUGCCAAGCUCAAACAAAAACUGGAGAAAAAAUCCGAACAUCAGACGGAUGAAUCCCAGCAGAAAGAAUUCAUGGCUGGUAAAGUAUCCUCUGAAGAGAAGGGUGAGAAGAAGCCUAAAGUUAAAAGUGAGAAGAAGGUGGCAGGCGGUGCAAGGGAAGGAAAGGUUUCCCUGUCUGAAGGUGUUGCUGAAGAGGGAGGCUCUAAAGAUGCCAAGAAGGUAAAGGCUGUAUCUGCAGAGGCUGUCAAAGCAGAAAAGGACAAGGAGAAGGAUAAGAGCAGGGAAAAGGACAAAGAUAAAAUCAAAGAAAAGGAAAAGGCGAAAGGAGAGAAGCCUAAAAGUGAUUUCAAACCGCUGCUUCGCCCAGAUUCUGGAGGCUCCUCAGAGGAUCGAUCUGACAUGGAGCCUGGUUCAGACAGCAGCAAGAAGAAAGAGAAACACUCCAAGGAACUCCUGAAGAGGUCAAAGAGUCACUCUGAGGACAGGCCAGGAGACAAACCCAAGUCUAAGACCGAUAGUGAGAAGGAAAAGACCAAAGCAGAUCUAGACAGCCAGAAGGUGAACAAGUCGAGCUCUGAAACGGACAAAGACCCGAAAAGGGUUAAGCCAACAGAAAAGGGAAAAAUCCUCGAAAAAUCUAAAUCUAAAUCCAAAGAUGAGGCAAAGACUCCAUUGUUGUCAAAGACGGAAAAGAAAGUUCAGAUUCCAGAAGUCAAAAGUGCAGCAGGUGCUUGCAUCACCAAACCUGAAGCAACAAAGGAGAAGAAAAAAGAGGCCAAUGCUAAAGAACCGCGGAAACUCUCUGAAGAGCCUUCACAGGACAAGAUGGACAUUAAAACUGCAAAGAAAAAACUGGAGAAGAAAGAGAAGGUUUCAGAAAAGAAAGAUGACAGCCAGGAGGAGAAGAAAGCACCGAGAGAAGACAAACUGGAAAAGUCCGAUAAAUCCUCAAAGUCUUCGGUUUCUUCUCUGAGCCUCGAGGCGGACGAGCCACCAAAGAAACAAGCGCUUCUCCAAGACACGAGCACAGACUCUGAACCCGUCACCACCACCGUCACCACCUCCUUCUCAGACGACACCUGCGACGCUUUGAGUGACAUCACCCCUGAGCCACCCGAAGGUGAGACGGAGGCCCGGCUCAGCGAGAUGCCGGCUGUGCCCGCUGAGGCCGACGCCCUGCUCACUCUUAUGGACGUCUGCACUUCAGCGGAGGCAAGACUUCCACCCGAGAGCGUCAGAGAGGACGUGGCACCUGAGAUGGAGCUUCACGAGGCAAGACUUCCACCUGAGGAGCUUCAAGAGGUAGUGACCGCUGAGAUGGAGCUUCAAGAGGCUGACAUGAAGAUGAAAGAAGCAGCUCUGACGCUGCUCUCCAUGGAUCCUGAUAGUACAGUGCCUUCCGGCUUAAUUUGCCAAGACACAAGGGAGGAAUCGGUGGUGGAUGUGUCUUCCCCACAGCCGAUGGAAACUCCCGCAGCUGAAGAGGAGCAGCAGAUUCCUGCUAUGGAAGUGGAGACGGCUACGGAAACCGAGGAGUUCAUGGCCACUGAGCCGUCACCAGUUUCACCGCAACAAACUGCUGAGCUUGAGGAUAAAAGUAUUUCAGAAAAGUCUGAAAGCUCGGACAGAGAAGUGGACGCAUCACAGGGUGAAGCUUCAGAGACGCUUCCUCCACAGGAGGAAGACGCCGCCUCAAACAACAGUCAGACUCCUUUAGACGAAGAAGAAAUAAAAAGUUCGGAAAUUCCUCCUGAAGCUCAGCCAGACGAGGAACUGGCAGCACCAGCUGAAAAAGCUGCAGAUGUGGCUGUGACCGAAGCAGAAGAGCCCAGUGGGAGCAAAGAGGACGGCACAGAUCCCAUCGUAUCUGACACAACUGAGCUAGUGUCAGAAAUCUCCAGUGAGCAAAUUCAAACAGAGCCAGCGGCUGCAGUCACGACAACAAGCCCCCAGACAGAGGACGACGUCGGGGAGGAGAACCAGGCCGGGAUGGAAAUCGACAACAGUGAAGCUGAGAGUAAGACAGCAGAGGAAGAAAACGUUUCCACUGAGAAAGGUGAUCCGGAAACUAUGGAAAUCUGUGUUCCAGACCAGACUGAAGAGGUCAAAGAAAGUGAACCUGAGGCUAAACUAGUCAAACAGAUCAGUAACGCCUCUAGCACAGACAGCCAGGAAGAUGAGAAGGGCUCAGACCUGUCAGGAAAGGAAGAGAAGACAGAGGGACGAGGAAGACGCAAACGGAAGCUGUCCACUCAAAAAGCUGCAGCCGUGAAAGAAUCUGGUGAUGAGAAGGACGAAAAGGAGAGUAAAGAGCAGCUAUCUGCUGAGACUCUUUCUCUUCAGGAAGCUGAGCAGGAGAAGGCUGUAGAAGUGAAAACGCCUCGCAGGGGGCGGUCAUCCAGAGCCACGGAGGAGGCAGAGAAGGACCAAUCGAAAGAACCGGAGAAACCAGAGGAGACUCCGAGCCGUAGAGGAAGACGUUCAGGAGCUGCAGCCAAAGACGCCACAGCUGAUGCUCAGAACAAGUCUGAGGACAGCGCCGAUAACGGUUCAUCCCUGACACCAGCGGAGAAAGACGAUGAGAGAGCUGAGGAGGACAGUGAACCAAAUCAAAGUUGUGAGCGGGGAAGUGAGGUCAAUCUGUCAUCUCCUGGUCCAGAGGAAAGUGAAGGGGCGGAAAGAUCAGACUCCAAAGAGACUGCUGAUACAUGUGAACCAGCAGAGAAGAGACAGAAACCUGAGGAAGUGGAAGAACCUGUAGAGGAACCCCAGACUCAGGAGGAGCUGAAGGAAAGCGAUGAACAGGAGCAAAGCAGCCAGCAGCCUGAUCAAGACAGCGGCUGCUCUCCUUCAGUGGUCCAGUCAGAGGGUGUUGAGGAUGGAAAAGAGGAGAGCAGCAGUGAGAAGAAGGCAGAUGAAACUGAGGAGGAGCAACAGCAAGAGGACCAGGAGACCAGUCCAAAGAGACCUGCUCGGAGGGGACGGCCACUGAAGGCUGCAGCUACAGAGGACUCAGAGAAAAAAGACAAAAAGGCAGAAGAGAAAGAAGGUGAGCAGAAUGAUGAAGAGGAGGAGGACGGUGACAAAGAAGAGGGGGAAAAAGGAACCGCAACCAGAGCUACGACACGGUUAGCAUCUCGUCUGGAGGCUGAAAGAAACAAGCCAAGUAAACCCUCCACCCGGGCAAGUCGACAGAACGGCAAAGAGGAGGCCACAGCGGGAACACGCGGGACGAGGGGCCAGGCGGCGGCGGCGGCGAAGGGGGGCCGCAAACGGGAGGCCAGCCCUCCUGCGGUGCGAACGAGGGCAGGACAGAAAUCAGAGGAGCCCCCUUCCAAGAGAGCCAAGCGCUAAGCUCUCUGACAGCGGUGGAACGGUUUGCCCCAGCAGUGUUGUUUUUACACUCCACAUUCAAAGAGCCUCUACAGUCCGUUAACACAAACAGCUGUUUCUGCUUCACUGACUGCAGAUAUUGAAAAACUCUGGAUAGUAUUAAACACUCUCCUCUGAUGGUCGAGUGUAAACCUGAGGAUCUGUGUAAGAAUCCCCCAGAACAGCUUCUGCCGCCCCGCGCCCAUAUGGUUCGAAUCAGGCUUCGUCAUUCCUUGGUUUAUUCGGUAAUGCCCGCUGAACCCGAGUGUUUGAGGCCAAUCAAAGGCCUAAUGUGCCGCCGAGUCGUCCUUUGAGACGAAGCGGGCGAAUUGAAAUGUACUGUCGGUCAGAAGAGAUUGUGUCUCACUGUUACACACGUACGUAGAAAGCACUGUGAAGCCUUCUUUCUGAUUUUUAUUAUUGAAUAUUCAUUCUGUGAAUGAAAGGGGACGUUUUUCCCCCACUUUGUUUUUUAAUAUAUAUGUAUAUACAUAUAUAUAUAUGUACUCGGCCGGCAAGGGAAGUUUUUUUCAGAUAUAUUUCUCACAAGAAAUAACAGGAGUGUUAGUCACAGAAAACCAAAACUGUGAACUCAAUAUUCAUUUCUAACAAUAUGUACCGCUUCUUACUGGCUAAAUAAAUGUGAUCUAGUUAUUUUUAAUGUUAUAGAGUUAGCUGACAUUUGUUUCAUAAAUGUAAAAAUACUGAAUAUUGUUCCUUUUUUAUGGUAUUGAGAAAGAAACCACUUCGAGUUGUGGUCCAUCAUCUUAAUUUCUAUGUUUGCAUUCAAGCUGUGAAUGUAAAGGAGGCGUUUAAAUACAUCUUUGUGCAUUUCUUCA